AUGAGUCCAAAAAAUAAUAUUCCUUUAUUCAAUUUAACCCAGAUAAUAGUAGGGAUUGUCGCAUUUUCCCAAGGAGUUCAGCAUUUGGCAGAUUUAUCAAUUCAAUACUUAUAUAAGGAUGAUUUUCAUGUAUCACCAAGUAGGAUGGGAGUGUAUAUUGGACUAUCGUAAUUGCCAUGGAUUAUUAAACCUGUUUGGGGAAUUAUUUGCGAUUCCUUUCCUAUUUUAGGUUCCAGGAGAAAAGCCUAUAUUGUGUUCUGUGGUUUUUUAAGUUUCAUUGGAUGGCAAUUAAUGGCAUAUACAGGAGUUGACAAUGCUUAUGUGGCUGUUGCUUUACUAAUUAUGAUAUCAUCUUCUGUUUGUAUUUGCAAUGUAGUUGGAGAGGCGUUAAUGGUUGAAUAAUGUGCAAAUGAUCAUGCAGCAAAUAAUGUAUCGGUGUUCUUUGGAUUCAAAGCUGCAGGUGGAUUAAUUAGUGCUUAUUUUUCAGGGAUGUUGCUUAUGUAUCUAACUAAAAGACAAAUAUUCCUUAUUAAUAGCAUAUUCCCAUUAACGAUGGCAUUGCUUUCUUUGAAAUUGAAAGAGACUGAAUAAACUCAAUAAUCAUAAAAUAUAAAGGAAGUUUUGAGUACGUUCUGGACAUUUUUCUCAAAUCCCAAAAUCUAUUAGCCUGUAUUGUUAAUUUUAGCAUUCAUGAUGGUACCUUCAAGUAGUUCAAUAAUGUUUUAUUUUUAUACAGAAGUCUUGCAUUUUACUCCGAAAUUCAUGGGAUAUUUGAAAUUCAUUAGUUGUUUAGGAACACUUCUGGCAAUUUUAUUGUAUAGAAAUUUCUUAAAGGAUAUCGCAUUUUAAAAGAUAUUCAUCACUACUACAAUUUCAUUUUUCUUUUGCUAUCUCUCAACGAUACCUUUGGUUACAAGAAUGAAUGUAUAAUGGGGAAUAGAUGAUAGAUUUUUCUGUCUCGGUGAUUCAGUUAUCUUAUAAUUUAUUGGAGAAUUGAAUUUGUUACCUAUAUUAGUGUAUGCAUGCAAAAUAUGUCCUAAAAAUAUUGAAGCUACCAUGUAUGCUAUGCUUAUGGCUACGAUGAACUUUGGAACUUUUGCUGGAGGAUAAUUAGGCAAUUUUAUCUUAUAUGAAAUGGGAAUCAAUUAAUAAGAUUAUUCUAAGCUAUAUAUUUUUAUUGCUCUUUCAAGUAUCUUCUUUAUUUUACCUCUGCCAUGGAUUCAUUUAAUAAAUGACAAAGCCAUACCAAUUGAAAAAGAAUAAGAGCCUACUUAGAUUUAAGAUGUGGAGGAAUAAUAAAAGUUGAUUGCUGAAGAAGAAUGAAUUACAAUAAUAAAAUAAUAUCAAUUCAAUACAUAAUUUUCAUUA
Molecule: messenger RNA, 1368 nt
Organism: Paramecium tetraurelia
Lineage: Eukaryota; Ciliophora; Oligohymenophorea; Peniculida; Parameciidae
Exons: 5
Cellular component (GO): membrane
Source: RefSeq, a predicted model, not a curated record